Molecule: messenger RNA, 7131 nt
Organism: Pipistrellus kuhlii (Kuhl's pipistrelle)
Lineage: Eukaryota; Metazoa; Chordata; Mammalia; Chiroptera; Vespertilionidae
Gene: GABRQ
Product: gamma-aminobutyric acid type A receptor subunit theta
Exons: 9
Coding region: 242-2329 (695 amino acids)
Biological process (GO): chemical synaptic transmission; monoatomic ion transmembrane transport; signal transduction
Cellular component (GO): neuron projection; membrane; synapse
Molecular function (GO): extracellular ligand-gated monoatomic ion channel activity; neurotransmitter receptor activity; GABA-A receptor activity
Source: RefSeq, a predicted model, not a curated record
CUUCCAGUCGCAGUCAGAAGCUGUUGCGGGAGCGCACCAUCACAGCUGCCAGGAGCAUCCAGGGUGAUGUGUGCCGCAGAGCUGCGGGGGCUGCUCCCCCCGCCCUCUUUGCUUCCCAUACAUUAGCUAUUGUCUCCUAGAGACCCUCCGGAGCACCCGCUCUGCGCUGUCCCUACCCUGUCCCUGUCCCAGUGGCAGCGGGCUCUCUCAAACGCUCUCUGGCCCCCAUAGCGCUGCGGCCAUGGGCAUCAGAGCGAUGCUGCGAGCCGCUGUGCUCCUGCUACUCAUCAGGACAUGGCUCGCAGAGGGCAACAACACCACUUCCAUCCCGGAAUACGUCUUCGAGCUCUCCCCGACCAUGCCUGCAGUCAUCCAUAACGUCUUCAAUUGCAAAAAUUGUGCAAAUGAAACUGUGGUUGGCAAGAUUUUGGACAGGGUGCUGUCAGGAUAUGAUGCCCGUCUGAGACCAUAUUUUGGAGGUGACCCUUUGCCUGUGGGAAUAUCUAUGUAUGUCUCCAAUAUUGACCACAUCUCAGAAGUAACUAUGGACUCUAAGGUCACGAUGUUUUUUCUUCAAACCUGGAAAGAUCCACGUCUAGCAUACUGUGAGACCAACUUAAACCUGACUCUAGACUAUCGUAUGGCUGACAAGUUGUGGGUUCCCGACUGCUACUUUCUAAAUAGCAAGGAUACCCCUGUGCAUGACAUGAGUGUGGAAAAUCGUAUGUUUCAGCUUCACCCAGAUGGAACGGUGCAUUAUGGCAUGCGACUCACUACCACAGCAUCUUGUUCUAUGGAUCUUCAGAAAUACCCUUUGGACAAACAGACCUGCAAGCUGGAGGUGGAGAGCUAUGGUUACACAGUUGAAGACAUCAUGUUAUACUGGGAAGGUGAUGAGAAUGCCAUCCAGGGGACUGAAAAGAUAGAGAACCCUCAGUUCACCCUCCUGGGAAAGAAAGUAACUAGAAAUGAGGAGGUUUUCUACACAGGUUCCUAUGUGCGACUUGUACUGAAAUUCAUGAUCCAGAGGAAAAUUAUCCACUACCUUGUUCAGGUCUAUUGGCCUACUAUCAUCGUCACUAUUUCCUCUUGGGUGACGUUUUGGAUGAACUAUGAAUCUUCUGUAGCCAGGAUGACAAUCGGUCUGACUUCAAUGUUCAUCCUGCACACCAUCAAUUCACACCUGCGGGAAAAACUGCCUGAAUUCUCUUGUAUCAAGGCUAUUGACAUCUAUAUGGUUGUCUGCUUCAUCUUUGUGUUCCUGUCCUUGCUGGAAUAUGUCUACAUCAACUAUCUUCUCUAUAGCCGAAGAGAAAGUAGUCGCUGUUAUAGGCUGUGCAGAAGAGCCCGAAAAAUCAUGGACCAAUAUCGCUACCAGCUGGAACCAGAGCUGCAGCCCGAUGUGUGCGAGAGAAGCCUGGAAGAGGAGAUUCUGACAGUCGAACAGAUCACAAGUGCUCCUCCCUCCCCGCAAGUGCUUAUUCAUGUAGGAUGUGAAUCUGCUGACUUUAUGUGUCUACCCACUGUUUCCUCAAAAGAUGCCCAGUUUGACAUCAAAGACGAAAGUGGCUCUCCUCUCCCUAGAUCAGUGCAGGCCCACUCAGCAAGCCCAGAAAGUCUUAUCUCUUUGACCCUCAUCUCAGACCUGGUCCCUCUGGCCACCUCAGAAAGCCUCAGCUCACUGUCUUCGCUCUCACUCCAGUCUUGGCUGGCCACUGAAGAAAGCCUGAAUGAUCUCUCCUCCACCUCUGAGCAGACACUGCACAGCUGUGACUCUCACGUUAAUGGUUUCGAGACUGAUGACAGUGUUAUUCCUACAAAAAUCUACAAUCCUGGUGAGGCCCAUUGCCAUGCUGAGACCUUCUGUUAUCCAGAAGACCCUAAAGAGAGCUACAACUUGGAUGACAACCAUGGCUAUGGCCCCAAUAGAAAGCAUCUGCUCAUCCAUAGCCAGAGGUGUGUGCCAGAAGCAAUCUGUGAGCCUGAUAACAUGCAUAGAUGCCGUGAGGAGUUCCUUCACUUGCCUGGUGACAUCAACAUUCAACAAGACUACCUUGACGUCCAGAACCAACUGCAGCAUGAUGAUGACGCUACCUGGAGCCAUGAUGAUGAUGACGACAAUUUCAUGGGUUUUGAUGAAGAUGAGGACAGUAGUUCAGAAUCUGAUGAUAGUUGCCCCCCAAGCCCUGGGUACUCCUGCAGGGAAAGGCUUUUUUCUGACAUCUUUGACCCUGACUACAUUCCUAAUAUUGAUAAGUGGUGCCGUAUCCUCUUCCCUCUUGCCUUUGUGGUGUUCAACAUUAUUUACUGGCCAUACCAUAGCUUUUAGUCCCAUACUGCCUCAGAGUAACAGGGACACUGUGUUGUGCUCCUUUCACAGUUUCUUUUGGUUCCAUUUUGCCUUCUUUCCUUUGUUCAUUUAAUUUUGGUUAUUUGGACAAUCAAAUCAGUUCUACCUUUCUCUUUAUAAAUAUGAGGUGGUGAGUAGUUGGUAAUAACGUGUUCUGGCUGGAAAGAAAGGGAUUGAGAAAAAGAGGUCAAUCCUAACUGAUUUUUCUUUUUUACUGGAAGACUGCCACCUUUUCAAAUAUUUCUAAUAUCUAAUAAAUACAGAAAAGCCCCUGAAAAUAUUUAGAGGACAGAGAGGAGCCAGCUUGAGGGAAAGAGGAAGGAGCUGAGCCAUGUGCACAAACAUUGCUAGGCACUUUUUUGUCCCCCUAAAGUGUUGAAUUUUCUUUUUCAUUACUUUUUUUCUUAUACUUUUUUUUUUUCCCCUUGUGGUUAGGAUCCUUGCUCACCUGUUGCUUAGGGUUUUAUGGGAGAAAGUCAAGCUUGAUUGGGCUAGGACGCAUAGGGGAAGAGCUAGCUAUGGCUUGGAAGUGUAGAAGACUGGUUCUAGGAAAACUGAGGACUUUUGAAAGUGCCUUUUUUGCACUAUUUUUGUUUUAUUUUGAUUAUGUUGUUGUAGCACAGGAUUGGGAAUGGAAUGUGGGUGGGUAGUUAGGGGUGCUGAGUGAGAUGUCAGGGUGAGAGAGCAUGUUUCCAGCAGGAGCUUGUGAGGUGCUGAGUAAUGUCAAGUUGGAGAUUACUCAAAUUGAACUGGCAUCUUUGGAGGGGUUGGAACUUCUCUUAUCUAUAUCUCUGCUCCAGAAUGAUUGACAAUAGGGACUUAGUACAUGUUUCUAGGUCAGAUGCUGAUUUGAACACUAGUCAUAGAACAAGUACUGGUGAAUGAAGAUUAGGGUUAGAAAAGUUCUGACCUGCUACUUCACCAUCUGAUCUAGAAUAGCAGAUGAACAACUGUUGUGAAUCUCUAUACUAAUCCUUUAUAUUUGUCCAAUGUAGUGUUAAUGAACUCACUGAACCAUCAUAUCGUCAGACCCUCACAGGAGCCCUGUGAGCCAGAGAAGGCAAAGCACAUUGUCCCAAUGUUCCGAGGGGAGAAAAUGGAGCUUGAGAACAUGCAGCCAGUAAGUGGUAAAGCCACACCACUCACUCUCCCUUCUUGUCCCCUUAACUUUUUCAACUGAGGCACUCCAUUUCCCCCCCCCCUCCACUUUACAAAAGGGGAUGCUCCAUUAGGUUCUGCUAGGCACCAGACCUCAUUCUAUAGCACCUGGAGCAUUUCUGCAGGAAGAGGCUGGUGACCAGUGUGAACACAUGGAAUAUGCCCACUCGCUUGGGCUUCUAAAGGAAGUAUAAAUUAGUUUGUGCUCCAAUGUGCCAAACAACUCCAACUCAUUUGAUUGAGGCCAUGGAGGAACAAGAUUUGCAAAGCACUCAGCAUAUAGUUCUCCUUUCUUCUUAGGCAGCCUCCCCUGCAAUCCCUCAGCCACCUCCUCUUUUAACUGUGUUUCUGUGUUUGUUUCUGUGUAUACCAGUGUGUGUGUGUGUGUGCAUCAAGGUAGUUCUAUGUGCACGUACAACUAUUUGAAAAGUUGUAUAGCUAUAUGUAUAUCAGUGUAAAUCUCUAUUGGUGUGUAUAAGAAUAUAUAUAUAUAUAUAUAUAUAUAUAUAUAUAUAUAUAUAUAUAUAUAUAUGGAUAAAUAUGUGUGUGUGUGUGUACCACUAUGAAAGAGUGUGUAAUAUUGUGAUUUAUGUAUGUAUGUGCUUGUGUGUACAUACAUGGGUAUAUUUUGUGUGUAGGUCUAAGUGCACAUGUGCAUACUUAUGCUUAUUUAUCUGACUUGAAUGGGUGUGAAAGAAAAUACACCUGAAAGCAUAUGUAUUUCUUGUUGGUGGCUCUUCUAUUGUAGAAUCAACAGAAUUUCCUUGGCCUGUUCCCACAUGAAGGGGAAGGUGUCUAUUUGGCCAGGCUGAUUAACUGCUUUCCAAUUCCUGUUUCAGGGAGUGGCUCCUCACCUUCUCCCUCCACCCAUUUGUGCUAUCUCCUGGAUAGAAGACACAGAAGUGAAUGUAGUCCUAUAGUCUUGGGGAGUGAUAAUUUAGUGCCUCGAGGCAGGAAUUGCUCAAUCAUGGGAUAAGUAGGGAGUUCAGAGCAUUUUGUUUUGUCCUGGAAGGUGCAUUGAGAACAGAAAUAUGAUAUAAAGAACUAAAGAACUAUAGAGAAGGUUGUAUAUAGCCUUGAUAACUCAUCCUUUUAUUUCAACCACCUUGUAAGCCUGACCUUGGAGUAAGCCCCAAGCAGUUUGGUGAUAUGAGGAAAUGGCCCAGGGAAUUGGCUACUAACAGCUGGAUACAGAGAACCAAAGGUACCUGGGAGAUGGCUGCAGGCAUGGACUGUGGUGGUGGGUCCAUUCAGAGGCAGGAGUGCUUUAGUAGCCUCUCUGGGAUGGACGGUUGUUGAUAAACUUCAGCCUUGGAUUUGGAACUUCUUCUUUCUAUCCCCUCCAGGGAAAAAGAUAGUGAGAGGGGUGAGAAGGCUAACCAAGAAGAGAAGUACGAAAGGUCCCAGGGACUGCCUGCCCAAAUCAACCCAUUUUGUCACCUCCCCUCUUGUUUUCUAUAGAUACAGCAUAGAAAUAUAGCCUUCUACACAUACACACCCACAGAGAUCUACACAGUCAUACACACAUGAUGCACAUGUUGGUCACUCACCCUCAGCAGUAUAUACAUAUACUAGUACACACAGAGACAUACACAAAUACACAGCCACAAACACAGUCACAAUCAUGUGUUUACACUUGUACACACACACACACACACACACACACACACACACAUCUUGUAAGACAGAUUUAAAACAAGAAAGUUGCCCCUGGAAAGUCUAAUAUUGUUUCUUUAUUUUUGGACACCCCUCACAGAGAGGUCCAGGCUGGAGAGGGAGCAAUGACCCUACAUGUGAAGCUCCCAACAUGGCUACAGAAAGACUUAAAUAUUGUUUGGUUGAUUUGGAUUUGGGUUUCCUGGAGGGCCUUUGAGCCCUAUGGGAGGCAAGCAGUUCAUUUAGGGUGAGGUCAUACUAGUGAAAGAGACUAGAUCAGUGGGGACAAAAAAUGGGAUUUAAAGUGUAUCCAGCAGCAAUGCACAGGAAAACGUCAAAGCACAGAAGAGUAGAGAGGCCAGUUGUAAAUAUCUAUAGAUCCACAUAGCUAGAUAUAAUAGUAUAUCUUAAAAAGAAUAUAUUGCCCUAAUGUGCUGCAAUGUGUUGAACUGUACUGCAACUCACACUGUGUGAGGCUAAGUGUCAAGGUGAGGUGGAGAUCUGGCAAUGGUACCUUGUGAGUUUGCCAUAGACUUGGUCAUUUUAGCUUGAAAAUUGCCAGAUCACCCCUUGUCAUGUUCAAUGUGUGUUCUGUCUUCAGCAUCAUUAUUGAGCCCCAUCCUUAGCUGUCCCCAGUGGUACAGGCACACCUUCUCCAGCUGGCUGCCUAUAUCCCCUCCUACUCCAUACCUCACACUAAGUAACUCUGGAAGUGCAGAGCAUCCAGUAGGGCACUCCUGGGGUUUGGCACAUGGAGUUUUCUCAGCCCCAACCAGAGAGUGCUUGUGGCAAUAGAUCAUUUUGAUCUUUGACAGAGGGAAAGGUGUUGCUAAGUCUGGGAUGGAGCAACCCCCACUUAAUCCUCUACCCAUUUUCCCUUUCUUUUCCUCGCAUGAGCUAUCAUGUUAACUUUCGCCUUCAAAUACCCUCUCCAUCACUACCAUGGGAAAGACAACCUCUGUCUCUUCAAAGUGUCAUUUUAUUAUGUUUAUGUGGGACAUGUUUCCUACCAAAUUCUCGCCUGUUCCAUCUGCCACUGUGGGGUGCUUUGCAGAACUAACAGAGGAGCUGUUGAGUCUUACUAGAGCUUGUCAAAUGUAUUCUUACAAUCUAUGUCAUCUUGUUAAUAGCAAUGCUGAAAAGUCUUUGUAUAUUUAGAGUUGUGUUUUGCUGAGACUGUGGUCAUUCCUUAUUCUGUACACAAAAGAGCUAACUAACCCUCUGAGCUAUUAACUAAUGAAUGCAUUUGCUAAGUUAUCCCCCAAUAUGGUACCCUAUUAUGGUGCUGAGCAUCAAAAGAAAUUGUGACUUGUCCUAAAAAGUUCAUUGUGUUCAUGCUUGCUGUAUCGUGUCCUGUGAUCAAUAUGAAAUCUUUAUUAUCAGUGUUGGGUUUUCAGGGAGGGAGGGAGGGGUGUUACAGUGUCACCCUCAAAUACUUCAAUUAUGAAAAAGCCCCAGUUUGUCUGCUGACUCAACAUGUGUAAGACUUUGCACCCACCAUCUUGUCAGAUUGUGUCCCUGGGGACAGUAGUCAUCAGCAGAACUGAAGGUGCCCAUGUGUAGUUCAACUGACCACAGUGCCAAGGAAUUGUUCAUAAGCCAGCCAAUGCAGUGUCAUUCUGGAGGAAGAUGAAGUACAGUAAAACUACACAUUUACACAUGUACUUCUUCAGGAGAAGUGCUGGGUCCAGGCGAUGAAAACCAAGAAAGGAGGAGGACUAAGAUCCAUGUGCCCUGGAUGGCCUGACCCACAAAAGGAUACAGAGCAGCAGAGGCACCACAAGAUGACAUGGUGCCCUUUGUCCUUAUUAAAUGUAAAUUCUUGCAUGAAAAAGAAUUGACCAGUUCUGAAUUUACAAAAAUGAAAUCAUAAAGAAACAAAAUUAUGCUUCUGAAAAUUAUGAUGAAAUAAAGAUUUGUAAAUAUCCAAAAGAUUAAAAUAAUAAAUAAAUAUAUAAUGGCAAAUA